UACGCCUUUGGAAACGCGUCUCUGUGUUUCCUUUGCCGUUUACUGUAUCCUCCCCUUGUCUGAAUAUGAACAAAAAUCACCAGAGUUUAAUAUUAUAAUUCAAAAUAGUCUACAAGUUUUUCUGCCUGAAGAGAAAAAAUCUGGACGUUGUAGCGAUGGAAUCGAGGAUAAAUUUUUGUGUUGCGGUGGCAGUUUUCAUAAUUGUGACUGAAAUUGCGUCAUGCCAUUUCGUGUUUGAGGUACAACACAAAUUCGCAGGGAAGGGGAAGAAUCUUGCUCACUUCAAGUCUCAUGAUACACGACGCCACUCUCGCAUGCUCGCGUCCGUUGAUCUUCCUCUGGGCGGAGACAGCCGCGUAGAUUCUGUCGGAUUAUACUUCACUAAAAUCAAGCUCGGAACGCCACCAAAGGAAUAUCAUGUUCAAGUUGAUACAGGAAGUGAUAUACUAUGGAUCAACUGCUCUCCCUGUCCAAAAUGUCCAUCCAAAACGAAUUUGGGUUUUAGUUUAUCAUUAUAUGACGUGAACGCUUCCUCGACUUCUAAGAAGGUUGGCUGUGACGAUGAUUUUUGCUCUUUUAUAUCGAAUUCGGACAGCUGUCAACCCGAUCUUGGAUGUAGCUAUCAUAUUGUCUAUGCGGACCAAAGUACAAGUGAGGGGAACUUUAUAAGAGACAACUUAUCACUCGACCAAGUUACUGGAAAUCUUCUGACCGGACCACUGGGGCAAGAAGUUGUAUUUGGGUGUGGGAGUGAUCAGUCUGGACAACUUGGGAAAUCCGAGUCAGCAGUUGAUGGCGUUAUGGGAUUUGGACAAGCAAAUACCUCUGUCCUUUCACAACUUGCUGCCGCUGGUGAUGCGAAAAGAGUUUUUUCCCAUUGCUUGGAUAAUGUCAAAGGAGGUGGGAUUUUUGCUAUUGGUGUAGUGGACUCUCCAGCAGAUAAAACGACCCCUAUGGUACCUAAUCAGAUGCAUUACAAUGUUAUGUUGAUGGAAAUGGAUGUGGAUGGUGCUUCUCUUGAUCUUCCACCAAGUAUUGUCAGGAAAGGAGGGACCAUUAUCGACAGUGGUACAACUUUGGCUUACUUACCACAGGCUCUAUACGAUUCCCUAAUAGAAACUAUUACUUCUCGUCAACCAGUGAAGCUUCACAUAGUAGAAGAAACCUUCCAAUGUUUCACCUUCACCAAAGAUGUGAAUCAGGCCUUCCCACCAGUAAACUUUCAUUUUGAGGACUCUCUCAAACUGACCGUUUAUCCCCAUGAUUAUCUUUUCUCACUUGAGUCAGAAAUGUAUUGCUUUGGUUGGCAAGUUGGUGGAAUGACAACUGAGGAUAGAUCAGAAGUGAUUCUCUUGGGAGAUAUGGUGCUCUCGAACAAGUUAGUUGUAUACGAUCUGGAGAACGAGGUGAUUGGAUGGACAGAUCAUAAUUGUUCAUCAAGUAUCAAAGUGAAAGACGGGUCAGGAGGAGUAUACUCGGUCGGAGCAGACAAUCUCUCAUCAGCUCCUCCUCUGUUGCUGAUCGGAAAGCUUCUUGCAAUUUUGUCAACAUUCGUCGCAGUGGCUUUUACUUAGCACACCACUCAUAAUUAUAUGAGCAUUGUUUUGGUGAUGGAUGCUGUAAGAAGAUGAAAUAAUGUUUAAAAAGUCUUCUCA
Molecule: messenger RNA, 1655 nt
Organism: Brassica oleracea var. oleracea
Lineage: Eukaryota; Viridiplantae; Streptophyta; Magnoliopsida; Brassicales; Brassicaceae
Product: aspartic proteinase-like protein 2
Exons: 10
Coding region: 156-1574 (472 amino acids)
Biological process (GO): proteolysis
Molecular function (GO): aspartic-type endopeptidase activity
Source: RefSeq, a predicted model, not a curated record